Messenger RNA from Annulohypoxylon maeteangense, 3917 nucleotides. RefSeq names its product glycosyltransferase family 2 protein. Gene Ontology annotation, molecular function: chitin synthase activity. The record is from RefSeq and is a predicted model, not a curated record. Bases 300 to 3323 code for a protein of 1007 amino acids. Gene Ontology annotation, cellular component: cell septum; cell periphery. The transcript is spliced from 3 exons. NCBI's taxonomy places the organism in Eukaryota, Fungi, Ascomycota, Sordariomycetes, Xylariales, Hypoxylaceae.
GAUCAACUGUGUCAACUCUAUUUUUCAAACGUUGUGUUACCGUUGAAACUCAAUUCAUGAACGUUAAAGAUUUCUUCUUUCAUUGAUUCUUACCACUUCGUACUAUACUAAUUCUAGAGAUACCCUGUUUAUACCGUAUACCAUUUAACCAUUUUGCGAUUGGAGACUUGCGUCGAUCGAGAUCGAUUGACCUAAUCAAACGAUAUUAGGCGUUUGCGCUGGCAUUCCAUCAUAUCAACAAUACCAACGGAGUGUCUCACAAUCGAUUCAAUCGGCAUCUUGGCCGAUAAUAAUAUACGAUGGACGGUUCUCAUUCACGACCACCUGGAUACGCUCUUCCAGGAUAUGGCGACGAUGAUGAUCACCUCGAUCACCUUGACCACAUGACAACUGGACCAGGCGGAAACCCAGCAGCAGUGAGGUUAUUGACAUCUAUGGAAGAACCAUUAUCAGAUCCUCGACCUAUCCGACCAUCACCUCGUCGAACAUACCAACCAUCAAUUAGAUCCACACGUUCACGAACAUCCUCUAUUCUCGAUCCCCCACAUAUCACGCCGAUAAACUCCGCCUACGAGCAGUACCGAUCACGAGACACUAGUUCUCCUCGACCGUGGACACCAUCUUCGAGAAUGUCCGGAAUAUCAGAUUAUUCGCGGCCGCCGCAUUCUGGUGCGCAGUACGAGCCAGCAGAUAUCAACGGCAGCCCUAGACCCGGAACGCCCUCUUCAAGAUAUGGAGGUAGUCCUCGAAGACCGUUGCCUCCUGCUCCACAUUUCACUGCGUCCGCGAGAGAUUCACAGUACACAGCCGACGACGCAACAGUAAGCAUCCCUCUAGACGAUGGUAGCGAUGACGUAUUCGGACCCGGAGAAUCAGAUAUUAGUGGUGGAAGACCAUACCACGACAUGUACGGUGCGCAAUCACAAGUCACCCUUAGUGAGGAGGACUCGCAAGCGCCUAUGGACGAGAAGGUAGAAUAUUACGGCGCUGCUCCAGAAGGCAAACAAGAACGCCGUGGUGUUCGAGCGCCACUCACCUCCAAGAAGGAGGUACAACUAAUCAACGGUGAACUCAUCUUGGAGUGUAAAAUCCCGACCAUUCUGUACAGCUUCUUGCCGCGCCGCGACGAGGUUGAAUUUACUCACAUGCGGUACACGGCCGUGACGUGUGACCCGGAUGACUUCGUGGACAAGGGAUAUAAGCUGAGACAGAAUAUCGGACGGACGGCACGAGAGACGGAGUUGUUCAUCUGCGUCACCAUGUACAACGAAGACGAGAUCGAUUUUACUCGCACUAUGCAUGCGAUUAUGAAGAACGUGAGCCACUUCUGCGGACGCAACAGGUCCCGUACGUGGGGCGAGACUGGAUGGCAGAAGAUUGUCGUCUGUAUCGUAUCCGACGGUCGAGAGAAGGUUCAUCCGAGAACGCUCGAUGCGCUGGCCGCAAUGGGCGUCUAUCAGCACGGCAUCGCCAAGAACUUCGUCAACCAGAAGGCUGUACAGGCUCACGUAUACGAAUACACAACACAAGUCUCACUUGACGCAGACCUGAAGUUCAAGGGCGCUGAGAAGGGUAUCGUCCCUUGCCAGAUGAUAUUCUGUCUCAAGGAGAGGAACCAGCGAAAGCUCAACUCGCAUCGUUGGUUUUUCAAUGCCUUCGGCAAGGCCCUAAACCCCAAUGUCUGUAUCUUGUUAGAUGUCGGUACAAAGCCUGGAAAUAAUUCCCUAUACCAUCUAUGGAAGGCUUUCGAUACCGAUUCUAAUGUCGCGGGAGCUUGUGGGGAGAUUAAGGCGAUGAAGGGCAAAUUCGGAAGCAAUCUCCUAAACCCGCUCGUGGCGUCGCAAAACUUUGAGUAUAAGAUGUCGAACAUCCUAGACAAGCCUCUAGAGUCUGUCUUUGGUUACAUAACGGUGUUACCCGGCGCUCUGAGUGCCUAUCGUUAUCACGCUUUGCAGAAUGAUGAGACGGGCCACGGACCGCUUAGUCAGUACUUCAAAGGGGAGACCUUACACGGCCAGCACGCCGACGUAUUUACUGCAAAUAUGUAUCUUGCUGAGGAUCGUAUCCUAUGUUGGGAACUAGUCGCUAAGAGGAACGAGAGAUGGGUCUUGAAAUAUGUCAAGGGUUGUACAGGCGAAACAGAUGUGCCUGAUACUGUUCCCGAAUUCAUCUCUCAGCGACGUCGAUGGCUCAACGGCGCGUUCUUCGCUGCUGUGUAUUCCCUCGUUCACUUCAAACAGAUCUGGACGACGGAUCACACAAUCGCCCGCAAGAUACUUCUACACAUCGAAUUUGUGUAUCAAUUCCUCCAACUUCUAUUUACCUACUUCUCGCUCGCCAACUUCUAUCUUGCCUUCUACUUCAUCGGCGGUGGGCUUACGGAUCCUUCUGUCGACCCCUUUGGGCAUAAUAUCGCGCUAUAUAUGUUUACUGUACUCCGCUACACGUGUGUACUACUUAUCAGUAUGCAAUUCAUCAUCUCUCUAGGCAACCGACCGCAAGGCGCGAAGAAGCUUUACUUGGCUAGUAUGAUUAUAUAUGGUAUAAUCAUGGUAUAUAACACCUUCGCGACAGUCUUCAUUGUGAUCCACACAAUCAAGGGCGAUCAGCUUAAACUCGGCAAUAAUACGUUCACGAAUCUGAUUGUCUCGACGGCGUCAACGGUGGGGCUAUAUUUCCUCAUGAGCUUCUUGUAUCUAGAUCCAUGGCACAUGUUCACAAGUUCGGCACAAUAUUUCGCUCUGCUUCCCAGCUAUAUCUGCACACUACAGGUGUACGCCUUCUGCAAUACACACGACGUCACAUGGGGUACAAAGGGUGACAACGUCAUGAAGACGGACCUAGGAGGCGCCACUGGACAGGGCAAUACGGUCGAGCUCGAGAUGCCUUCCGAACAGUUGGAUAUCGACAGCGGGUACGACGAGGCGCUAAGGAACCUAAGAGAUCGCGUCGAGGUACCGAAGUCGGAAAUAAGCGAAGCCCAGAUGCAGGAGGACUACUAUAAGAGCGUGCGAACGUACAUGGUUGUCAUAUGGAUGGUAGCUAAUGCUAUCCUAGCCAUGGCCGUCUCCGAAGCCUAUGGAUACAAGGAAGUUGGCAGCAACUUCUACCUCACGUUCAUCCUGUGGUCUGUGGCGGCGCUGGCGCUUUUCAGAGCUUUGGGGAGUUCCACGUUCGCCAUCCUGAACGCGAUCAAUAUGGUCGUCGAGGGCAGAGUACGACUUAGUCUGAAAGUACCAGAGUGGUUCCACGAUUGGAUGGGUGGCGUCAGUAGUAAGGUCAGCGAUACGAUAAGUAGUAUCGGGAGCAGCGUCCGUUCCUGAGUUGCUUUUCUUACUAUCUCAUCAUGGCCACCUAAAAAGGAAUAUUUGGGUGGCCUGGCAAUGUGUUCCGAUUAAUGACAUUUUCUUCUGGAAGUUACUUCUUCUUUACGCCACAUUUGCAGAUGGACGACACGGGAUUGACGAAAAUUUGGGCAUUAAGGAUUCUUGAUUUGGGAUGUUUAUGGGGGUUUUUUAAUGCUCGUAUGAUGCGACGCCCCCCGCCUCGUUUCGGAGUUGAGUUGAAUUGACGAUUAAGGGGGAAAAGGGAAACGGCAUAGGUAAAUAUACUCACGGAUGGCAAAUCUCGGAGUGGGGAGGGGGAUGGGAGUGGGUGUGGAGUAGGAGUGGGAGUAGGCUUUUACGGUGACGAAGGCACAGGCUACCUACUUUGAUGUAUUGUAACUUUAGUGUUAAUCGCUGCUGCGUUUUUUCUCAUCUGGGAGUCGCGGUUACGAUCGUGGUUUUUUUUACGAUGCUGCUUAAUUAGACCAGGAGUUGAUCAUGUUUGUUUGAGAUAAUGUUGUUGGAUGUUAUGUUUUGCCUAGGUAGAGAUGGCAAAAUGGGGGAUGAUACCCUGAUAUUCUUUUUUAUUGA